This is a messenger RNA of Electrophorus electricus (electric eel), 939 nucleotides long. It is a transcript of the gene pebp1, whose product is annotated as phosphatidylethanolamine binding protein 1. Gene Ontology annotation, biological process: negative regulation of MAPK cascade. The record is from RefSeq and is a predicted model, not a curated record. NCBI's taxonomy places the organism in Eukaryota, Metazoa, Chordata, Actinopteri, Gymnotiformes, Gymnotidae.
AGUCAUUUCGUGACGCAGCAGAGCGAGACGUCUUUGUGCAGCGGCUUCGUGCGUGCCCGUUAAACAUGCCGGUGGACGUGAGCCAGUGGAAUGGGCAGCUCUGCCUUACGGACGUGGAAGAGCAACCGGCGCGGGCGCUCGCCGUUAAAUACGGUCCGCUGGAAGUGGACGAGCUGGGGAAGGUUCUCACCCCGACCCAGGUGCAGAACCGACCCACGUCGAUUGAGUGGGAGGGUUGCGACUCCAGUAAGCUGUACACUUUGGCCAUGACCGACCCGGACGCUCCCAGCAGGAAAGACCCCAAGUUCCGGGAAUGGCACCACUUCCUGGUGGUUAAUAUGAAGGGGAACGAUAUCUCCAGUGGAUGCGUCAUGUCCGACUACGUUGGAUCUGGUCCCCCAAAAGGAACUGGCCUUCAUCGCUACGUGUGGCUGGUGUACGAACAGCCGGGCUCCAUCAGCUGCACCGAGCGCGUGCUAACCAACUGCUCCGGCGAGCACCGCGGAAAAUUCAAGAUCCUGAACUUCCGCAAAAAGUACGGCCUGGGCUGCCCCGUGGCCGGCACGUGCUACCAGGCGGAGUGGGACAACUACGUGCCCAGACUGUACGAGCAGCUGAGCGGGAAAUAGACGGGAACGUUUGGCACAGCGGUGUGGCUGAACGCAGCUCAACGGGGUGAGCUCCGCUUCCAAUCUGACCACCAACCACCUGGUCAGAACAGAGCCACAGUGUUUCACCGACCAGUUUCACGCAGACGAUACAUUUGCAUAUUGAUCUCUGCUGUCUCAAAACAAAACUGGUCUUGUCUCUUCUUUCACUGCACCCCCCCCCCCAUUAAUUGCACCAUGAUGUUAAUGUGAUGGAUUUAAUGUAGUAUCUUUAAGGAAUUUUGGGAAAUGGUAUUCCUGAUGAGAAUAUAGCCAGACUUUGCCAAAAUAC